Messenger RNA from Colletotrichum acutatum, 3242 nucleotides. RefSeq lists its product as uncharacterized. The transcript has 4 exons. NCBI's taxonomy places the organism in Eukaryota, Fungi, Ascomycota, Sordariomycetes, Glomerellales, Glomerellaceae. The record is from RefSeq and is a predicted model, not a curated record. Bases 83 to 3175 code for a protein of 1030 amino acids. Gene Ontology annotation, cellular component: membrane.
UUUCGUCCAACCAGUCCUGUUCAGCUUCAGAAAGCCCGGAGUUGAGACUCUUAUUGGCUUGAAACCAAACCUUAUAAGUACGAUGCGGCUCCUGAACACGCGGACUAAGGAACUACGGGUUUUCUCCCACUCUCGCAUUCCAUAUGCUAUCCUAUCCCACACUUGGGGUUCGGAGGAAAUCACACUCCAGGACCUGCUCGCCGGAAAUGCGUCUAGUCUGAAAGGCUACAAGAAACUUAUUGGGGCUUGUAAUCAGGCAUUGUCAGAUGGGUUCGACUACAUAUGGAUCGACACUUGCUGUAUCGACAAGACCAGCUCAUCUGAGUUGACGGAGGCCAUCAAUUCCAUGUGGGUCUGGUAUCAGAACUCUCGCGUCUGUUAUGCAUACCUUGAAGACGUCACUCAGGAAGACGUUGAUAUUCUCGGUGGCUACUCUAAGAGUUUCAUGGAUAGUCGGUGGUUCACGCGCGGCUGGACGCUUCAAGAGCUGGUCGCAACUUCUACUGUCAUAUUCUACUCAGAUGACUGGUACGAAAUUGGUACACGAGACCAGAUGCGAGAACCUCUGGGGAAGAUUACCGGCAUCGACCACAAGUUCUUCGAGUAUGGAAUCUUAGGUCGAUAUAGCAUCGCCCAGAGAAUGUCCUGGGCUGCGAAGAGAAAGACGACCAGAGUCGAAGAUCAGGCGUACUGUUUGCUUGGGUUAUUCGGGGUUAGCAUGCCUCUACUAUACGGCGAAGGUGAAAUGGCAUUCAUCCGACUUCAGGAAGAGAUCAUGAGGCGAACGGAUGACCAGUCAAUAUUUGCCUGGUUAUUGCCUGGAUAUUCAGACAGACCUUCUCGCAACACUGGGUUCCUCGCCAAGUCCCCCUCUUGUUUUGCUCAGUCUAGCGGCGUCACCAGGAUUGACGCCGACCAUCGCGUGGCACCGUAUUCGUUCACAAAUAAAGGCAUCCAAAUUGAGAUGCCGAUACUCGACCCGAGCAGCUCGAAAUAUGGCUUCUCAUUUAUCCCCGGAGAUAACAAUGAGCAGAUUGGUUCCGCUGCAGGAAUCUCGUUCACUUUCUCCCCAACGAGCACGAUAGCUAUACUCAACUGUAACAAAGCGGGUCGUCAGAUAGGGCUCUAUCUGGAGAAAACAAACGAUCUUGAGCCAUUCUACAGAUGUAGUCACAAGCUGGGCUUUGUCUCAGUUCCUGAUGAUUGGGUUAAGCAGGCGAGGCUUGAGACUAUCCUCGUCAGGGCUGAAGAUCCGGAAGAUAUGGAAUCGCUGUGGGGCAAAGAUUCCGAUGCGCAGCAUAUCGUCGUGGACUUACCACAAGAACAGAACCAUGAGCACUACAAUGUUAAGGCAUUCCCGGCGGAUCGUUGGGCUAGCAGUGGCCUCUGGAGCCAUUCCAUCAUGCUCUCUUACGACGUUGAGACCAGCGGUAAAGAGGAGGUCCCUUAUCUGCAUGUUCAGAACGCAAAAACUGGAAACGGCUUCUGUUUGUUCUUCAAGUUCAAGGCCCCAGGUCCGCACAACGCGUGUCUUCUGAUGGACGUGGCCGCUGGCGAAGCUCCAACUAUCCCACAACCAUCCUCGUUUAUCGUCGCUGUCAAAUCGCCCAACCCAGGAACAAUGCCUAGGUCUCCGUCGCCGGCCUCACCGGCCCGUACCGAAGUCGACCACUCAAAGAACGAGGGCCAAGACAAUGAGGAAAACGGCGUCCACCAUCGUCACCAGAAGCCUCACCACUCUGUUGGAUUCUGGCACCCAUCAAUGAAGAAGGUCCGCGCCCACGUCAUUCGGCUAUGGAUUCAGACGAUCACCAUCCUCUUUCUCUUCAUCCUUGCAGUCUUGUCAAUGUACUGGGCUGUUCUCUUCCGCACCGAGGACAACCUGAGAUCAAUCAUCGUCCAUGUCGUCGAUUUUGAUGGACAGAUUUCUCCGUAUGAAUCAGUACAACCGAUCGUUGGACCGGCAGUCGUACAGACCGCACAGAAAUCACUAGACAAGCCAGGCCCAUCACUGGGAUGGACGAUCUUAUCGCCUUCACAUUUCAACAACGAUCCUACAGCAGUGAGGAUGGCCGUGUACGACUGGGGUAGUUGGGCGGCCGUGAUUAUUCACCCCAAUGCCACAGCAGCUCUGCAAGAGGCUGUUGCGAUUGGGGAUGCAAACUACGAUCCCGCAGGCUCAGUGCAGAUAAUCAUACAAACCGCGCGAGAUUCGACGACGUACCAGAGCGAUAUUUCACCUUACAUCACCCAGUUUACGGAGCAAUUCACGCAACAGUUUGGAAAGCAAUGGGGCCAGACUGUCAUGUCUAACACGUCCUUGAGUCGAGAGAACCUUGCUAGAGCUUCUUCCGCUGUUAACCCUGGCAUCGCGCCGUUGAUGAUUGAUCUCCGACCCUUCCAGCCUCCUACUGCUACACCUGCAGUGAGCAUUGGCCUCAUCUACCUGAUCAUCAUGGCCUUUUUCUCUUUCUCUUUUUUCUUGCCAAUUCACUCAAAAUACGUCCAGCCGCAGGGUCAUCCGCCCUUACAUUUCUGGCAGCUUAUCAUAUGGAGAUGGCUAGCCACAAUCGUAGCCUACUUCAUCAUCUCAUUCAGCUACAGCUUGAUAUCCCUGGCCUUCCAAAUCCCCUUUAGCGCCCCUCCAGCUUCACCAACGGAGCCAGCCCCUGCACUUGGAGCUACAGCUUAUGGCCGCGGCACCUUCCCCGUCUAUUGGAUGCUUAAUUUCGUUGGCAUGUCUGCCUUGGGCCUCGCCUGUGAAAACGUGGCAAUGAUUGUUGGGCAGCCAUGGACGGCUCUGUGGCUCAUCUUCUGGGUCAUAUCGAAUGUCUCGACAUCCUUCUAUGCCAUCGAUCUAUCACCGGGAUUCUACCACUGGGGCUACGCUUGGCCACUUCAUCAGGUUGUUGAGGGCAGCCGCCAGUUGCUCUUCGAUUUGCACUCCAGGAUCGGAUUAAACUUUGGCGUGCUAUUCGCCUGGACAGCAGUCAACACUGCACUCUUUCCAAUUUGUUGCUACUUCAUGCGAUGGAAAACAGAGCACGACAAGAGAAAGGCGGAAAAGGAGAAGGAUCGAUAUGUGGUUGAGACUGAGGAUGGCGAGAAGGAGUAUAAAAAGCCUGAAGGGCAGAAGCCACCCAUUAGAAAGCGCGGCUUUAUGAGAGGUCUUUAAUACCUCAAAUGGCCCAUGCUUAUCUUGACUUAUUAGUAAUUAUAUGCACCUCAUAGAAUAAUCAGCC